Messenger RNA from Sphaerodactylus townsendi, 7684 nucleotides. It is a transcript of the gene LG06H1orf216, whose product is annotated as linkage group 06 C1orf216 homolog. The transcript is spliced from 2 exons. The record is from RefSeq and is a predicted model, not a curated record. The coding region runs from base 162 to 1040 and encodes 292 amino acids. NCBI's taxonomy places the organism in Eukaryota, Metazoa, Chordata, Lepidosauria, Squamata, Sphaerodactylidae.
UGCCCUAGGAAGUGGGCAGUGCGUGACGCUUUCCUCGCCCAAUGCCAUUUCCGUUCUCCAGCUAGGCAACAGCAGCAGCAGCAGAAGCCGCAGCCUGAGCGCUCCCCCUCCUCACCCCAGCCCCCUCGGUUUGCUGCAAGACUCCAGCGGAAGGUGGGCGGAUGUUUGCCAUGUGCCAACCAGAGGUAUCCCUCAACCCACUUUUCCAUGAGGCAAACUUGCAACUGGACACAGCCUACCUUGGUGCAAGGGAUGGUCAACCAGACAAGAACCUCAACUUCAUGGAUGAGGAGGCCUAUGACAGCAAUGAUAACUGGAGCCAAACUAUGCCAGGAAUUCCAGUUCCAGGGGAACUGGAGAUGCUUGAAGGUAAUGCUGUUUCAGCACCAGAUAAUCAAACAUUACUUCUACACAGGCAGAACACAAAGAACAGGCCUAGGAAUGUCCCACAGGGCCUGAAUUCAGAUGGUGUGUCCCUUGUCUCUGAGGAGGAAGAAGACGUCCGCAGGCCUCCAGAGGGGGCUGAGGUUACUGGCUUGGAGCAGGAGAAAACUACUGCUGAGGAAAGGAUAAAGCUGAAUGAGAAGGUGGCCAGCUCCCCAUUAGAGGACAAUGGUUAUGCCAGCAGUUCCCUCAGCAUUGAUAGCCCUGACAGUGGGGGUGCCAGUGCCUGGGAUGUGCCUGUUGUUGCCACUGAAGACCAAAGAGGCCAUUUGGAGUCAAAGCCACCUGAUGCUGAUCCUGAAAGAACCUCUCCAAUUUCUGAGACAUUGUUCCCAGCACUGGCUGAGGCCUUCCGGAAUCUUCAGGAUAAGAAGAAGUUCAAGGAGCGGGAAAAAGAGAAGCAUCAUGUCCACUUGGUCAUGUACCGCCGUUUGGCAUUGCUCCGCUGGAUCCGCAGUCUCCAGCAGAAGGUUGUUGACCAGCAAAACCGGCUGCAGGAGAGCUUUGACACCAUCUUGGACAACCGUAAGGAACUCAUCCGAUACGUCCAGCAAGGCAUGGUGUAUGCCAAGAACCCAGCACAGGCUGAGUUGUGAAUGAUGCACUCCAUCUCUGUCUGUGGGCUUCACAGUGCUGCUCUCCCUGGUUAUCCAAGUGAGAAGGCACUUGAAAUUUCUAGAUCUGCCUGCAUCCUGUAGGGGAAAGUUAUUUUUUAAUGUUCGUUGUUUUUCCUACGCUAUGCAAGAGCAUCACCAGAUGAUUAUACAUGGGGACCCCAUGCAUAAUGGCCCAUAAUUAUUUAUGAGUAGAUGUGACUUAUAGACUUGUUUCUCUCGUCAUUGUGGUGCACGGCUUCUGCUAAUGAAUGCAAAUGAUUAUGAAAAAAAUAUAAGGAAAAAGUGAUCCUAAUUAUAUGAUCUUACACAUUGUGGAGAAGAACCUGGAAAGAUGUUGGCUGCUUCAGUUAUAUGCUUAAGAAGAUGGGGGUAGGAUGGAAGUCAGAGCCUGUUGGGUUAGCUAGCUGGAGGAAGGAACCAUGGGGUGGUUCGAAACAAGAUACUAUUACAACUUCUCCCAGUCUGAUCAUCAGGUAAUCUAGAGAGCAGAUUCCAUGCUACGGCUUGUUGUGUAGUCCCUAGAUCUCAUGCAUAUCUUCAGAAUGGGCAAUUUAUUGUUGAGAAAAAAUAGUGGGCUACCCCUCUGUGUUUCCAGAUUGCUUCCCUGCUAUUUGCCUAGUGGUGCCCCCUCCCACCUUGGCCUCCUUGUAAGUUCCUUCUGUCACUCAUUCAUGCCCUUCGUCUCUCAAAAGAUUGGUGUGGUGUUUUUGCAAAGUCUCUAUUUGGGUUCAUUUCUCUGCAGCUGCUUCAGAAAAGAGGACCUAAUUUUGCCAAAAUUAGGCAUAGAACACUAAAGAAGGUCAUUCUAUUGGGUUUAAGGAUAGUCAGAAUGUAGUUGGUUCUCAUAAUUAUUUUUUCUGCUUUUUCAACUAGCAUUGGGUUGUUUUUUCCCUGGCCUUGGUUGACUCAGCAAGUUACUCACCAGUGGCCUGGGGAACAGACCAACCUGUGCCUAAAAUGUGAGUCUGCAAACCAAAAGUUGUAAAAUCUUCAGACUCGAUCACCCACCAUGUGCUGAACCAUUUCACAAUAUCAGUUCUCCAUUCCCCCCCUCCCCCAACCCCCCACAAUGUCUUCCAAUCUUGUAUCUUCUCAAUUAAAAUCGUAAGUAUCUUUCUGGUAUUUCAUGCAAAACUCUUACUUCUGUGAAAGUAAGAAUGAUUUGCCCUCAGGGUCAACCACAUAUAACAUACAGUUGCAUAUAACUUUUUUUCUGACUUUUUAAAAGCUAGAAGCAGCUUUGGGAGUUUAAGCAAUGGAAUGGCAGGCACAGAAGGACGACUGCUUCACCCUUUCUGUUCUUGGCUUUUUCCUGCUUAAAAUCUACUCUCCCUUGGUUGCUUUCUGAGGGGGAAAAUUAUUCUGAUAGUUCAUUGCUGUAACCCUCAGUUCCUAACCCACUGUCUUAAAACACUAUUGCCCCCAUUUUAACAAGUCUCACUCCUAUUCCCUCUUUCUCAUUGGCUUACUAAAAUGAACACCAAAUGGUGCAAAAUACACACAUACACAGAGCCCAUUAAGGAAUAGCCACACAUGCAAACCCAUGUGAAUACAUAACAGAUGUAUGCAAAACCCGUGUUCUUGUCAUAGAAAGUUUUUUUUUCUGAUUCUGAGACAUCAGAUAUCUUUUUUUUGCUUUUCAGAGUUUCAUAUCUUAUGCUUCCUUUACUGGAAAUAGGGACUGAUACAAUUCAGAAGGAGAAGUCUAGGAGUUUAGAACCACUGUGAAUGUUUUUCCUAAGUAAGUUAUGCCAAAUCAUAUUGCUUUUACCUUUUGCUUUGCAUGCAAAGGAAAUAGUUUGAGUAUUGGUUCCAAAGGAACUCUUGGGCAUUGGUGCAAUCCAUUUGUUUAUCAUGUUUUGUGAGGUUAUGCACAAUUACAAAGCAUGCUGUCUUGGAACUGUGGCCACGUGUAUUGAACAGUGAUGGACACAUGUCUUGACAUCUGCUAAACCUGUGGGGUCUGCAGCUGGUUGGAACAUGGGCCUCAUGCCUUGUAUUGCUGAAGCAACAAGUCCCUGCCCACCCAUGUUGGAAGGCAAAUGGUUUGAAAGAGAACAGAUUGAACCUGUCCAACCUGCACUAAAAGAAUGGACAAGAAGGCAAGUCUCUCAGGCUGAAAUCUCUUGUGACGUGUGAGGAUCACGGACCCUAGAAGUCCCAUCAGGUAGGAGAGACUUUUGUGCAUCUGAAGAGCAAGAUCUGCACUCCUUACCUGUCUUUCAGAUGGAUUUUUGUCCUGGACACUUUGAGUACUGCUACUAUAUUUGACAAACAAAGAAUGUGUGUGCUUCUGAUGUGAAGGAUCAAGUACACCCAGAGAAGGGUUGAGAUGUGAGUCAGCUUUUAUUAAUUAUGAUUGGACACUGGUCAAAUGUUGUUGAGUAUAUCACAAGGUCAAGACGAUCCCUUUGCAAGGGAUGCUUUCACCUUUUCAUUGCCUUGGAUAGCAAUGGUAGAAGUGGAUCUCCCUUGCUUAGGGAUACCAGCUCUGACUUGGGAAAUUCCUGGAGAUUUGGGGAUGGAGUAAAGGGAGGGUGGAGCCUGGGGAGGGAGUGGAGCUCAGCGGGAUAUAAUAUCAUAAUGUCCAUCUCCAAAGCAAUCAUUUUCUCCAGGGGAAUUAAUCUGGAAAUCAGUUGUAGUUCUGCAGCUCUCCAGAUGUUCAUGGAGUACAAAUCCCAUUAGUCCCUGCCAGCAUGGCCAAUUGACCAUGGGAAUUGUAGUCCAUGAACAUCUGGAGAGCCGCAGGUUGCAGACCCCUGUGGUAUAUCUUCAGGUUUUACUUGGAGAUUGGCAACUCUGCCCUUGCUCCUCAGCUCUGAAGGAGUUAAAGUCAUGCACCUCCGCAUUCAGAGGUAGGCACCUUCUGCCCAGCCAUCAUUUCCUGCCCAGUUAGGAUUGUCAGCUUCAGCUUGGGAAAUUUCUGGAGAUGUGGGGCUAGUGUCUGGGAAGGGGGGCAUUUGGGGAGGGGAGGAGCUCAGCAAAGAUGAGAUGUCACAGAAUCUGGCCUUUAAAGUUGCCACUUCCUCUGAAGGAUGUGAGGCCUGCAGUCAGAGAUCAGUUUUAAUUCCAGGGGAACUCCAGGCCCCACUUUCAGAAUGGCAACCCUCCUUCCAUUUCAGCCAUAAGGUCUGGUUUCCAAGCAGGAAGGCAGGAUUUGGGAGGGAAUGUUAGCUGGCACCAGAGAUACAUUUGGACAAUCAAACCUGCCUGUCACAUUGUUAACCACAUGGCUUCCAUUUUUCCUUCUUCUUCCAUGGAACGGCAGAUGCAAUCUGGCACCAUGUAGUAGCCACACAUCCUGUGAAGUCAGCUAAGAUCCUACCAGUGAUAUAGGGAGACAGAUCUUAAUACCAGAGCCUGAAAGAUAUAUUUUCUGGGUGAGGUGUGUGUGGAAGGAGGUCUUGCAAGGCUUUAAACACUGGAAUUCUUUUAGGAAGUUUGUUUUUGCAGUUAGCACCUGCAUAUGUAUAAAGUGCUCUCAAGUCACAGUUGACUUAUGGUGACCCUCAUGGGUUUUCAAGGCAAGAGUCAAAUAGAGGUGGUUGCCAUUACCUGCCUCUGCGUAGCAGGCCUGGACUUGUUGGUGUGCCAUCCAAGUAUUGAUCAGGGCUGACACUGCUUACCUUCAUAGAUCUGAGGAGAACAGUCUAACCUGGGCCAUCCAACUCAGGGCAAUGAGCACACAGAGGAAUGAAUUCUAUGCAUGUUGCUUUGAGCACCUUGUUUAGGAAGGAUGGGCUGAACAUGAGAGACAUUGGUUACUAUUUAUGAAUUAGUUAUUCACACACUUGUCUAUUAUAUAACAUCAUUUGACUAGUAUUAACAUGUGUCAAUUGACAGGGGUUUUUUUGGGGGGAGGGGGUGUUGAUUACAUGCCAAGCUCAGCAUGAAGCCAUUCUCCAGCAUGACCAUUAAUGGGAAGCUCCAUGCAGACACUGGGGCCCUACUGAGCACGUGUCCACAAUCUGUAACAUGUCCAUGUGUGUGCAUUUGACAUUACUGACCUCAAGCUGGUUUUAACUGCGUGCAAGUUUUAUUCCCUGCAAGCAUAAAUUUUUUUUGAGAGAGGAAAUGAACUGCGUCAAACAUAUAUUUUAAUAUGUUUGCAGCACCCUCUUAAGCAGGGUUACACCCUUCUAAGCCAAUUCAGUGGACUUAAAAAGGGUGUCACUUGCUUUGAAUUGCAAUGUUAGUGUCAUAUGAGGAAACAAACAUCCAUUCCAAGUGGGGUGGGGGGAAAGAUUCAGUCUUAAAAUGGAAGGUGAAGAGAAUGUAGAUGAUGCACCUAAUGUCAUGGCAAAGAGGGACUUUGUUGAGAAUGUUAUGUUGACUGUGUUUGCGUUAUUUUUUUACAGAAUAGAUUUAUUGCAUAGCAUAUAGCAUAUUUAUAUUGGGGAAUGGGAAGAUGCUUUAGAUUAGAGCACCACUAAUCAAAUCGCAGAAUAUUUCAGAUCAACUUCAGGGCUGCUGCCCUGUGGGGGACACACACACACAUACAGAGAGAGUCACUUGAAUGAACUCCUGGCACUCUCAGAUCUAUGAGUUCUGUUUUUAUUUUUAUUUAGAUAUUGAUAUUUCUAUUUUCUCCCCAACUGGAAUCUAAAGUGAGUUGUACCACCAUUCUCUCAUUUUGUCCUCACAAUAAUCCUGUGAGGUAGGUGAGGCUGAGAGGGAGUGACUGACUCAAAGUCACCCAGCAAGCUUCCAUGACAGAGUAGGGAUUCAAACCUAGGUCCCCUAGUUUGUAGUUCAGUGCUGAACUCAGACCACACUGAGUCUUUUUAAAAUAAAGUGAUACUGCAUAUGCCUGUCUGAAGGCAAGAGCCAACUGGGCUGUUAAAAUAACCUUGGAGCAAAUUGAGCCACAUGGACCCCACAGUGCCACAAGAGUCAUGUAGCUUAGCAUAUUCGUUGCUACCAAUGAUCCUCCAAGACAGAAUUCCAAUAGAAACUUUCCUAGUAAGUUAAAAGGCAGUCUGCCCUCUUGUUGAUGAUGGAUGUGCAGUAUCACUGAAAAAGCACAGUGGGGGUUAACAGCAGACAAAUGGCAGUGUUGAUGGUCGUGGGGAAACAUACACAUGAAGCUGCCUUAUGCUGAAUCAGGCCAUUGCUCUAUCAAGGUCAGUAUUGUUUUCACAGACUGGCACAUGCUUGUAAGUGAUGCCUACAACUAAUGCAGACUAGGAACUCCAUUGCAAGGAUAUAAACACUGAAAGAAGAAACUAUCUGAAAACAGUCCAUAUUAGUGACCUCUCCAGUGCAGCUGAAAUUGCAGGCAGAAAUCAAAGAGAAUUCUAUAACUAUAUUUAUGCUAAAGGUUUUAAACAAUCAUUCUUUUCAUGUAUGCCUAGCAAUUGUAGUUCUGUGGGGGAUGCACGUGAAAAGACUGGGACUUCUAGCAGGGUCACAGGAACCUCUUUUAACAACAGUUCCCAGGAUUCUGUGGGGGAAGUAAUGAGGAAUAUAACAUUGCUGUAUCUUUGUGGUAUAGAUAUACAAAUCUGUGUAUUAUCAGUUUUUGCACAGUAAGUAUGCAUGUGUAUUACUUACUCAUUGUGUACACCCUAUACUUGCCUAUCCUCAGAAGCUGUGCUUUGGUUGUGGGAUGUCGCACUCUCUAAAUACUGAAACUGGGAAAUACAAGCAUUUGUGAUAUUUUGCAAUUGCAGCACUUUCUCAGAGUGUCAUGGGUGGCAAUUUGAUGUCUCCUGGAUUUUUAUUAGUGACACCCCUCUCUUCAUUGGUCCAGUUUUACUGUGCCUCAGUUAUCUUUGGUAGCCAUGUGUCCAGUGCCACAUAAUCCCAGCCCUGCUUCCCAGAGCAACAGGAUGGUUGAGAAACAGGUUCCACCUCCCCGCCCCCCAAACUCUGGCUUCUUCUCUAGCAAGGUGAGAAAACUGGAGAUUUAGAGCGAGUAAAUAACGAUAUUAUGAAAAUGCCUUAUUUCCCUCCUCCUUGCUGAGGUCUCCAAGCUUCUUUCUUUUGACCCAACUGCAAAAUCUGACUUUCUAUCCUGGCUAUUUUUCAGUUGAUCUUAGGGUUGUCAGCUCUGGGUUGGGAAAUUCCCGGAGGUACAAGGUUGGAGGCUUGAGAGGGGAAAGACCUCAGUGGCCAUAGAUAUACAUUUUAAACAAAAGUGCAAGAAAAUUUUCUCUAUCCCUCCCCCCUUCUGCCAUUUUGUUAUCUUAAUUUUUAUCCCAAUUACUGUUCUUUUCAAAAAUUCUUAGCUCUGUGCAUUCCUGUUCUCCUAGGCUGGAGCACAACCACCCAGGCAGAAUUAUUAAAAAAAAAGAAAAGAAAAGAGAACAAUCUAGCAUGGGGCAACAACCUAGGUCCUAGGGGAUGGAAGUACAUGCCUGAUGCAGAACUGUGCCAUGGGAAGAAAAAUCUGCUAAGGGCAUGCCUUAAAAGAGAAACCUUUGUGGUGCAGGCGGCAAUUCACAUGCAGAGAAUCGCUGUUUAGAAAAGUCAUAGUGUUACUGAAAGCAUUACAACCUCGCUGCUCUGAAAUGUCUCAGUGAACUGGAUGUUGUCAGCCCUUUGGCUUGCUAUUGCAGUCAUUCAUCCACAAUAUAUAAUAAAUGACCUAAUGUAUGUGUGAAUAAAGUCUAAAGAAACCA